Messenger RNA from Salvelinus fontinalis (brook trout), 2562 nucleotides. Its product is annotated as N-fatty-acyl-amino acid synthase/hydrolase PM20D1.2-like. Gene Ontology annotation, molecular function: hydrolase activity, acting on carbon-nitrogen (but not peptide) bonds, in linear amides; metallocarboxypeptidase activity. The coding region runs from base 179 to 1747 and encodes 522 amino acids. The transcript has 13 exons. Lineage: Eukaryota; Metazoa; Chordata; Actinopteri; Salmoniformes; Salmonidae. Gene Ontology annotation, biological process: amino acid metabolic process. The record is from RefSeq and is a predicted model, not a curated record.
CUUGGAUCCUUGUGAUGACCAUACCCGAACUUUAACUCUUUCCAUUUCAAAUGUUAACUUAAAGGGUGGGUACCCUAUUUCAAUCCCAGCAGAUGGCGCUCUAACGAUCAUUCAUAUAUAAAAACGUCACGAGCAGCUGCAUUAACACGCUGUGUGUGCGCACUGUCAAAUAGUAAAAAUGACUGAGCGCAGUGGAAAACUUAACAUUAUGAAGUUAGUCAAAAUUGUGUCUUUCAGCUUAUUAUUAGUUGUUUUAGUAUGUUUCGUUGCAGCCACUUUAAGGACUCUGACGUUUGACGUCAAUUCAGGACUUCAACUUGCACACUGGGAGAAGACGAACAACAUUGCGUCUGACAUAAACCAGCACCAGCGAAAGGAGCUUCUUGCGAAUUUCAGAGAGGCAAUCCAGAUUCCCACGGUGUCAACAGCGAAGACGCAGCUCAACAUCACCGCACUGGGCGAGUUUGACAGCCUCCUGAGGAAAGUUUUCCCUACAGUUUUCUCUUCCCACCUGGUCCAGCAUGAGGUUGUGGCCAACUACAGCCACCUGUUCUGGGUGCCUGGCUCUGACCUGGCCCUGGUACCCUACAUGCUGCUGGCCCACAUAGAUGUGGUGCCUGCUGAUGAGAAUGAUGGAUGGGAGGCCCCACCAUUCUCUGCAAAGGAGAUCGAUGGAUUCAUCUAUGGUAGAGGGACCAUCGAUAACAAGCAGUCUGUCAUGGGAAUCCUCCAGGCACUGGAGUACCUGUUGAUAAGAGGUUAUUCUCCGCAAAGGGGAUUCUUCAUUGGUCUGGGUCAUGAUGAAGAGGUGGGUGGCUUGCAGGGGGCCAUGAACAUAGUGAAGGUGCUGAAGAAGAAAGCGGUGCAGCUGGCGUUCAUACUGGAUGAGGGUCUGGCUGUGCUGGAUGGAGUCAUCAGUGGUCUGCAGGGGCCUGCUGCUCUGAUUGGGAUCAGUGAGAAGGGACAAGCCACGGUGAGACUGAGUGUCUUCAAGGCCCCGGGUCACUCCUCCAUGCCUCCCAGAGAGAGCAGCAUCGGCAUCCUGGCUGGAGCUGUCAAAAGGUUGGAGGACAACCCUAUGCCCAUAUUGUUUGGUGAAGGCCCUGAGCGCAGGACCUUUGAACACUUAGCUCACAGGUUUGGACUCCCAAUUAAGUUUGUCAUGUCAAAUAUGUGGCUGUUCUCUCCACUUAUUGGCAGAGUAUUGGAAAGGAGUCCUGACACAAAUGCUUUUUUGAGAACCACAACUGCAGUCACCAUGUUCAACUCAGGUGUUAAGGUGAAUGUUCUUCCCUCCCUUGCUGAGGCCUAUGUGAAUCUGCGGAUACAUCCAGCACAGACCGUACAAGAGGUUCUGGAGUUCAUCCAAUCCACAGUGGGAGAUGAGAGAGUGAAGAUGGAGCUGGUGAAUGGCUUUGACCCACUGCCUGUCAGCUCGUAUGAUGAAACAUCCUUUGGGUUCCAGACCAUCAAGAAGACCCUGCUGGACCAGUUCCCACAAGUUACUGUUGCGCCUGGUGUCUGCAUCGGGAACACAGACAGCCGCCACUACACUGACCUGGCCAAGGACAUCUAUCGCUUUGCACCUACCUGGAUCAGACCAGGGGACACCCAGAGGUUCCAUGGUAUUAAUGAGAGGAUUUCUAAGAAGAACUACGAGGAACUGGUGGUCUUUUACUUCAAUCUGAUCCAGAACUGUGACAUCAAGGAGCUCCCUUCUCCCCACAGUGCUGGCCAUGAGCUCUAAAGCAGUAGGGUAUUUGGGGGCCACUAUUACAUUCGUAAUCUAGAUAAAUUAGUUUGUCAGAUUCUAUUUACCCCUUCAGGUUGGGUCCCUCCUUUAUUUUGGAUGAAGUACAGACAUCUCUUGGUGAUCCUAAUAUAUAUAUAUAUAACAACAAACUACCAAUGCUAUAGUUUGAAUGAAGACAGUCUGAUUUGUAUUAUCAGUGAGUACAUCAAUUCAAUGUUACUCAGACAUCAAAAGGGGGCAAGCUCUCACGAGGAACUGACAUGUAACAUGGAGAUUUUGAUCUCUGUUGUAAAAAAAACUACUGGUGACGGUAUUGCAUUAGAGAUGGAGUUUGAUUUUUGUUAUGGCCAUAGAAACAGUUUAAUGGGUAUAAAAAGCUAUGUAAUCUGUUACUAUUUUGUUAUUGAUCAUUGACAUGAAACAUGAAUUGGAGAUCAUUGUGAUGGGUGAAGUGUAUGCAGCGUGCAUGUGAGAGCUGCUGGCCAAAUUUCCUCCCUGUGGAAUGGUUUCUAAACAAAUAUAAAGAUAUUAUAUAAAUCAUUUUCUUUUCAAUGCACAUUAAUAGUAUGAAACUUGAAAUCGCUAUAUUUUGACUAAGCGGGAUAUCUUACUUUCUGAUUUCUAUGAGGUACUUGAGGGUUUUUUUGUGAAUAUUUAACACAGGUUAAUAGAGGUGCAAUACUUGAUUUAUCUGUUUGAGAACUGAAAUUCUAAAAAAUGUGUUGAAAUACUGCUGGCCAAUAAAGCUGAAGAUAUCGUAGAUGUGGGCGAGUGGUGAACAUAAUGGUUAAUAAACAUGAUUCACUGUG